This is a messenger RNA of Malassezia restricta, 603 nucleotides long. RefSeq names its product N-terminal acetyltransferase B complex catalytic subunit. The record is from RefSeq and is a predicted model, not a curated record. Gene Ontology annotation, biological process: N-terminal peptidyl-methionine acetylation. NCBI's taxonomy places the organism in Eukaryota, Fungi, Basidiomycota, Malasseziomycetes, Malasseziales, Malasseziaceae. Bases 1 to 603 code for a protein of 200 amino acids. The transcript has 3 exons. Gene Ontology annotation, cellular component: NatB complex. Gene Ontology annotation, molecular function: protein-N-terminal amino-acid acetyltransferase activity.
AUGACAACGGUGCGCCCGUUUCGGGCACGCGACUUGUUCGCGUUCAAUAAUGUCAACAUGGACCACUGGACCGAGACGUACAGCAAUGGAUUUUACCUGAGCUACCUUGCACAGUGGCCGGACAUGGCGCUGACUGCGUGCGCAGCGCAAACGGGUGCCAUCAUGGGCUAUGUACUUGGCAAGGCUGAAGGCAAGGAACCCACUGAGGAAGACAAAAGGCGGAACAAGGACCUUACACUGCAUGGACAUGUGACAGCCGUGACGGUGGCACACGAAUACCGCCGUUUGGGCGUCGCACAAAUGCUCAUGGAUUUCUUCGAGUAUUGCUCUGAGCAUGUUUACCGCGGUUUUUUCGUCGACCUCUUUGUGCGGCCAUCCAAUGCUAAGGCCAUAGGCAUGUAUAAAAAGCGCGGCUACUCCGUGUAUCGCCGUGUUCACGCGUACUACCAGGGUACGCCUCCGAAGUCGGCAGAAGAUGGGUUUGAUAUGCGGAUGCCCUUACCACGCGAUACAAAGCGGCAGACUAUCCGCAGUCAUGGCGAAAAUGUCGUUGUACAACCGCAAGCAACCAUCUUUGAGCCGUUCGUGCACAAAGGUAUCUGA